AUCCUGGUCAUCAACAUCUGGAGGGCUUUUUCCUGUCUGCUAAGAAGUAGUGAGCUGGAAGCUGGAUCUAUUGCAAACUGCACUGGUAAUGAGAUCCAGAGUUCCUGUUUAAAGUACAAGCAGUUGCACCCCCUUUUCACUGUCCAGUUCUCCCUUAUUUCCUUCAUUUUUAUACCCCUGCAUUACUCCUGUCCUCCCUUUUCUGUAACAAUUGUUUGUUUGUCUGGUCCAAGUUAGCCACCACCAGUAUUUGCCCUCUUCUACUCUACUUAAAUUUGAUAGUCAACUUAACACUCACGUUCCCUCACGUACAGUCUCCUCCACUGCCUCCUCCUCCCCUUCUGCUUCGUCUUUACUGACUUCUUGCUCUGCACCACAUCUGACAAGCACGUGCUGUAGAAAGUUUCCUCUCCCCUGUGCCCCUUUAGGAAGCCUCGCAAAAUUAUCUCGACCGAGAGGGACUUCAGACAAAGUAGGAGAACGGGCUAGAGACAGACAAAGAGAGGUACAGGAGAAAGAAAGGGAGGACAGUGAGAUAAGAGAGAGCAACAUGAGAGAUCAUGAGGUGCAGCAGAAAUGCAGAGAUGUGGUGAACACUCAAGCAGUUUGAGUGUGCUUGAGAGAAAAAAAAGGAGAGAGAAAAAAGUUAGAAAGAGGUAGAAAAAAAUGAUGAGAAGAAAGAAAGGGAGUACAGCCAACUGGCAUAGUUUAAGUUAUUCAGCUCAGCUCUAAAAGUCUCAGGCUGCCCAGACUCCAAACCACAAGGUCCAAGGUCCUCUCUGCUCUCUCUACAACUGCAAUAUGGAGGGUCUAUAAAAGGAGGAGAGUUGGAUUCAGGGAGCUCGAGAGUGCAGCGCUGUUAAGAGGCAUUGUUUUGUCUUGCUGUGGAUUUUGGUAUCCGUUCAUCCUCCUUGAUGCUUUAUAGCAAUGGCUAUAUUCUGUUAAUAUCUAAUAUUAAGAGCCAGACCUACAGUACAAUGGGCCUGCAGAAUGGAGUACGAUAUUGAUUUCUACAAACAUUUUGCCUGGCUUAGGAAGGUAAACCUCCAUUCAUCCUGCAACAGUGAGUCCUACCAGGAGCGGUUAUCACGUCUGGAGGGAGACAAAGAGUCAUUAAUUCUGCAGGUGAGUGUGCUGACAGACCAGGUAGAGGCUCAGGGGGCCAAGAUCAGCGAUCUAGAGAGUUCUCUGGUGGCGCAUCAGCACAAACUCGACUCCACAGAGGAGAUGCUACAGCAGGAGCUCCUGCAUAGGACGUCACUGGAGAACCAGAAGCUGAGUCUUAUGGGGGAGGUGUCCUACCUGAAAAUAAAGCUCACAGACAUGGAGGGAAAACACGGCCAUGGGGCUGAAAGGCAGCACAAAGCAGAGAUUGUAGUGAAUUUUAUUAGUGAGCUGCAGGAGCAGAUGUGUAAGUUUCAGAAGGAGAUCAAUAGCAAGAUCCAGGAGAAAAAGGCCUUGGAGAUCCCGGCUGACAGCAGCUCUCCAGUGGCGUGCCCUGCUGAGUCCACUGAUGGCCAGGGCUCAAAGCCCGGGCCGUCCUGUGACAGAACCUUAGGGGUGAUGCACAAACUAGAAGAGGCUCCAGAUGGGCCUGAUGGGAACACACACAGCCUGGGAGACGGUAGCUCAGAUGCAGAGCAGCAGUACCACUGUGGAGGAAAAAGUGGCUUACUUAAGGAGCUCAGGAUUCUCAAGGACAAAGUGGAGUACCUGGAGGAUCAGAAGCUACAGUAUGAGAAGAAACUCAAAGCAACAAAGGCAGAGAUCAGCAGCCUUCAGCAGCUUCUGCUCAGUAAGAACGCUGAGAUCGAGAGCUUGCACACUCAGCUGCUGGCCAGACCCUCUCUAUCCCCUGAGAGCUCGGAGAGAGAGGAGAUGUACAGGAAGAGGCUAAACACCAAAUAUCAGGAACUGCAGAAGCUUAGGAGUGGAAUGAAAUCACUGGUAGCUGCCAAUGAUGAAAAGGACCGACGUAUUGAAGAGCUCACUCUGCUCCUGAAUCAGUGCAGGCAAUUCAGAGAGGUCACUCACACCAUAAGGCAAGCUCCACCUGCUGUUCGUUCACUGUCAAAUGGUAGGACUCUGUCAAGCAGCAGUGAGGAAGAAGAGCAUGGACUGAUGAAGAACACUGACUCUGCCAGUGCAAAAUCUGAGGAUGUAAAGUCUGAAGUAUCACAGGUUUCCACAAACAGCUCUUCCUCCCAACAAACAUCUCUUUCAUCAGUCCAGAAGGACAGUGAUUCCAGGACAGAACCACAGACUUUAUCAAGUAGCAUGAAUGACCUAACAAAUGGACCUUUACAAAAGAGUGGUCUGGGUGACAGCAGAAGUCAGACGCUGCCUGUGAAUUCCUCUCUGUCAGAGCCGAAUGGGAUCGGAGACAGCAGCAGUGCAAUCCAGAGUCAAAAGUCUCCAGAUGGGAGUGAAGAUGGAGACUCCAGCCAAAGAAAGUUGGAGAAAGUUUAUGACAGCACUUCAAGCAAUAAUUCCCCUGUUCAUUCUGGAGCUAACACACAGCCUGGCCAGCGAGCUGUGGGCUCACCAGAGUACAUGAAGAAUAACAGAAGCUUCAAGAGACUCUGGGGAAAACUUCGAAGAACCCAGUCUGGAGGGCUCCAGGCAGCAGAUCCAGAUGCCGGUCAGUUUAGAAGAGGUGGACUGCGUGCGACAGCAGGACCCAGACUGACCCGGACCCCCGAAUCUUAUGACCCUGCACGUGAUAUGAAUAUUCCAUUCAGCCAGUGGACCAAGGAGCAGGUGUGUGGCUGGCUAGAGGACUAUGGACUGGGCCAGUAUGUUAAUCUCACCAGACAGUGGGUUGAAAACGGACAGACACUGCUGUCUGCCACACCUCAGGACUUUGAGAAGGAAAUGGGUAUGAAGAAUCCACUGCACAGGAAGAAGCUGCAGCUUGCUCUGAGUGCAUUCACCACUAAAGUUAUAGAGAAAUCGUCAGAGCUGGACUACAUCUGGGUCACCCGCUGGUUGGAUGAUAUUGGUUUGCCUCAGUAUAAAGACCAAUUCCAUGAAGCUCGAGUAGAUGGUCGAAUGAUACAAUACCUCACAGUGAAUGACCUCUUGACUCUAAAGGUCACCAGCCAGCUUCAUCAUCUCAGUAUUAAAUGUGCCAUCCAUGUCCUUCAUGCCAACAAAUUCAACCCCAACUGUCUUCGACGUAGGCCAGGGGAAGAGAGACAGCCCUCUCCCUCAGAGGUGGUGCAGUGGUCUAACCAUCGUGUGAUGGAGUGGCUAAGAGCAGUGGAUCUAGCUGAAUAUGCUCCUAAUCUGCGGGGCAGCGGCGUUCAUGGUGGGCUGAUUAUCCUUGAGCCUCGCUUCAGCUCAGAGACUUUGGCCCUGCUGUUAAAUAUUCCUCCACAGAAGACUUUGCUCCGCCGCCACCUCGCCACCGCCUUCUCUGCCCUGGUGGGGACUCAGGCUACGCAGGAGAAGCGAGAGUAUGGCAAUGCCACAGGCCAUGUGCCCCUCACCACCACUGCUAAAGUAAAGCCAAAGAAGCUGGGCUUCACCCAAUUCAGUCACCUCAGAAAGAGGAAACCUGAUGAAUCUGCAGAUUAUAUCUGCCCAAUAGACAGUGGAGCACUGACAGUGAAUGGGGUUUCUCGCUUGCCCUCUGCAGCACUUAGGGGCCUCAGCCCCAGCUUGGACAGACAGGCUGAGAGGCGGGAGCUGGUGCGGAUAAAACCUCAGGCUAAUGGCCCAAAACAAUAAUUCAGAAAAUACAGUAGGAAACUCCACCCUCUCCACCACACUCCCCUCUCACCCACUAAGUGAUUUAUCAGUGGAAAAUUCUAAUGCAGAACUGUACCCAAGAUGAAUCCAUGUGGUGAUUUGCUGGAUGGGCUGCAAAGAUGCUGUGUUUCGCAGGUGAUGUUAAUUGUCGUUAAUGUAUUUUAAACCAGAUGUUACUUAAAGAAUAUUCAUCUAAAAUGGUGAUGAAUAGUGACAUUGUGUGAAUUGUUUUAUGAAAGCUGCUCUCUGCAUUCCUUAUACAGUUGGAUUCCAAAGCUUAUACUUUAGCUUUAAAACAAUGCAUUUACCUGACCAUUUUGUAUUUAAACUUCUGAAGAUUUAGUUAUAAUACUGAUGACCGUUUCUUCUUAUAUAUUUGGAUUGACUGUACAGUAUAAUAGCUGACGCCAGUUACUUUAAGAAGGUUUCAUUCAUUUUCUGUAUGACUGAUAAAAAAACCCCGCAAUUUAAAUAAUUUUGUUUCUACAUGGUACACUUACUCUUCAACACCUUCAAAUUAGGCUUGUUGGUAUACUUUGGGAUUUUCCUGCCCAUAUGUUGCCUUGUUUUAUGAGAUCUUUGUGAAUAUGCAGUAAUAUAAUAAACAUCAGGUCAACAGUUAGUCUUGUUGGAAUUUUUUGAGAAGAAGAAAAAAAAGACCUAACCGAACUAUUAGUCUCCAUCAAAGCAAAUGCUUUUGCUGCCAUCGGGUGCUUAAAUGCUUACUGUUGUCUCUGAACAGCUUGAUCAUAUUUACAGAUGUAGUUUUAAGUUGUGAGACUUUUUAAUUGCACAUGCAAAUGAUUAGCAUUGUUGCAGUAUAUUUGAGUGUGUGGUGGCAGUUUUGUGUGUGUGGUGCCAGGACUUUUAAUGUUUUAGGAUGACAUCACUUCCUGAGGAUGGAUCUUAGGACCUUGAAUGGGCAAUUGAUCCAAGACUGCCCACUACUGGUUAAAAAAUAAAAAAAUGCAGGAAUGCUUGGCACCCCACUAUUGUACAGGAGGUUUGGUCUGUUCCAGCCCAGGUUCUUUAAAGUGGAAGAGCCUGAAUAGCUGCUUUAAUGUAGAUGACAAGACUGAAAUGGAUCCUGGUUUGAUUUGGUUGGUGUUAAUUUAAAUAAAUGAAUCAAACAAUGAAUGAUCCUCUUGUUGGUGAAUAAUGACAGCUUCGAUUUAAAUUGGGUUGUUUUUACACAGUUGAAAAGUUUGUUUAUAGUAUAGAAAAAAAAGAAAGAUACAUUACCAACUUCACCGAAACAUAAUCUGGUGUUUAGGAGCAUUUCCUGCUUAUAGAGAGGCAGUUAUAGACAGUCAUGGUCCAGUGAAUGUUGUUGACCCCAAAAAGAUUUUCUGUGGUUUGUUUGUAUAAUCAAAAGGAUGUAACACAAUAUAUAGCUUAAAUUUUAAACCAUUUUCAACUAUUUCUGACUAUCUCAGAAAAAAAUAACAAACAUGAUAGAUCCUAGUACAAAGUACCAUGUCUAUGCCCCUUUGCAUUUUUCAUGAUGGACAAGUAAAAGACAAGGAAAUAAUUCUGACAAUUUCAUUGUUCAACUACAACCAAGUGCCAUGUUGUGUAUUGCAUUUUUGGUCUUCAAAAUAAAUAACUGUCUUCAUGAGUGGGUCACAUCAAAUAAAGGAGCUCCGGAUUGUGUUGCACCCCUUUAACCUCUGGCUAAUUCUUUGGACUGAAGCGAAAGGGUAGAGUGGUGGUGAUAUGGCAUCUCUUAACAUACUGUAACUCAAAGGCCAAAUGAAAUGUAGCAGAUACGAUAGCCUUGAUUAGUGCUAAAUUUGCCUAUGGCUUGCUAUUUGCAUGCUUUUAACUAAUAUCCACUUCAUCUAAUACCACUGUAUUAUAAUUGUUAUGCAGUUACUGUAUUUGCCAAAUGAGAUAGACAUGGUAUUGGUAAGAAUAUUUCAUUUCUACAGACUAAGUGCUGUAAUGAUACAAAGUCUCAAUAAACGGCACCAUGUGGGAGUGUUUUUUUUUUUUUUUUUUUUUUUUACAAUUUCAGUCCUAAUGAAUCUACUAGGAUUCUGCUGGCGUGUCUGGAAGUGUGGCAGACAGGGCAGCAGUCAGCUCCCCUCUGAACCCUCUUGCAGAAGCACACAGCCUCAAUUAGACCAAACACAAUAAUUAGGGAAUCUUUUACCUCUGCAUAUCAUUAGUUCCCUAACGGAGAACAUCCUGAUCAAUGAUUACAAAUGAAAGGUUCAUAAAUAAAUUAGUCCUGCUGAUAAGUGUGUAACACUGCUCAAUUGAUCCAUGUUAAAUGGAAAUUAGGGGGCUGCAGGAGUGAGGAUUGGGAUAGUGGGUUUUGCAAAUGUAAAAGUCUGAAAUACAAAGGAGGUAAUUGUGAUAUAUGAAUGUUUUUUUCUUAAUGAUUGGGAAGUAACUGCUGUAUGUGAUAAAAGGCAGCAUAAAUGCUGAUGAAAAGGUAUUUUAAAAAUGUAUUCUUAUUUUAAACCAGCAGAUGUCAGUGUUGCCUGUGGAUAUGUCGUGCCAUAAAGACUACCAGCGCUAAACCUUCACAGUUUACUCUGAGGUGCACCACUGAGUAUUUAGAUAUAAAAAAGCUUCUUUGUCUUUCAGCCAUUCUGCAUUAUUGUUUAAUUUCCCCUUUUUGUACUGUAGGUAUUUGUUAGUGAGGGGUAACACUGUGACACUGCUUCGGCCCCUAAUUUACUAUAAGAGCGCGUGGCCUGUUGGACCGCAUUACUACAUUUGUAAUUACACUUUGAGCUGGACAGAUUGGAACAUGGGAAUCAUUCCAGCGCAAAGGACAUGAGAGGAUGUUACAUCAUUAAUCAGAUACUGGGCUCAGUCUCAGGUGGUUCCAAAUUAGAGUUCUGGAGUUUGUGUAUUGGUCAGGUGGGUGAUGGACUGUCCAGGAUUAGAAACAGAAUUGAAUAAUAUUAUAUGCACUUUUAGACUGUUAAAUAGUCAGAAUACAAAUUAUCACUUUCAAGAAUACAAACAGGCAUGCAUUAAAGCAUUAAAAAAACUGUAAAUAUA
Molecule: messenger RNA, 6771 nt
Organism: Siniperca chuatsi (mandarin fish)
Lineage: Eukaryota; Metazoa; Chordata; Actinopteri; Centrarchiformes; Sinipercidae
Gene: ppfibp2a
Product: PPFIA binding protein 2a
Exons: 23
Coding region: 991-3732 (913 amino acids)
Biological process (GO): neuromuscular junction development
Cellular component (GO): presynaptic active zone
Molecular function (GO): protein binding
Source: RefSeq, a predicted model, not a curated record